UAAAUUUCAAAUUAUUUCAAAUUUCUUUGCAAUGUUUUAUAAAAAAAAAUUUACUUAUAAUAAGCAAUUUGGUUGAAAAUAUUUUAAAUAUAAAUGUAAGAAAGUAAAUAAUGUAUGGUCAAGCAAACUUAAAGUCUUGUGAAUUCACUUUAAAUUUUCAACAACAGUUUGAAAAUGAAAAUCUACAUCAGCAGCACAUUUAUUUUCAAGGACGUUCCAACCAACAGCGUACCCAUAUUGAAGAGUAUUACCACCAAUGCUACUGUUAUGGACAUUUUUCAAAUAUAUCAUGCAAUCAAGCACAUCAUCAGAAUCACUUCAUUUAUUAUGGUAAAGAAAACACAAUGCUUAAUGUUAAUGGUUCGUUUAGCGUCAAUGAAGAUCAUUUAUUACCAUUAUUAAGUUAUAAUAAAGUUCAACACGGCGAUGAAAAUUUUAUUAUACCUAAAGUUGAAGAAGUAUCUACAUAUUUCCAGAUCAAAAAGUCGAAAGAGAAAUUCGCUAGGUCAAAAUACAGAAAACCUCGUACAGUAUUUUCUGAUCUUCAACUUAUGAUACUUGAACGUGAGUUUAACAAUCGAAAGUAUCUAUUGACAUCUCAAAGAACAAAGUUAGCAAACCGGCUUGGCCUAAACCAAACACAGGUUAAAACUUGGUAUCAAAACCGUCGAAUGAAAUGGAAGAAAGAAAUAUCUGAAAGUGAGGACAAUGAAUCAAAGAUUUCGUAAAAAAUUAGUUAUAAACAGUGAAAAUAUCUUCAAAGUUGAAGCUUUAAUGUUAUCUUGAAGCAAUCUAAAUUUGACAAGAUUUCAGGCAAGAUAAAAAUAUUUUGACAAAUGAGCUAAACUGAUUUAAAAAAUAACUUGAAACUUGAGGCUCUAAUUAAAAAAACUGUUGUUUUUUUUAAAUUAAUGUCUUUAAUAAAGAAA
Molecule: messenger RNA, 929 nt
Organism: Hydra vulgaris (swiftwater hydra)
Lineage: Eukaryota; Metazoa; Cnidaria; Hydrozoa; Anthoathecata; Hydridae
Product: homeobox protein ceh-31
Biological process (GO): regulation of DNA-templated transcription
Molecular function (GO): DNA binding; DNA-binding transcription factor activity, RNA polymerase II-specific
Source: RefSeq, a predicted model, not a curated record